Molecule: messenger RNA, 1428 nt
Organism: Fulvia fulva
Lineage: Eukaryota; Fungi; Ascomycota; Dothideomycetes; Mycosphaerellales; Mycosphaerellaceae
Product: L-fucose-proton symporter
Exons: 6
Coding region: 1-1428 (475 amino acids)
Biological process (GO): transmembrane transport
Molecular function (GO): transmembrane transporter activity
Source: RefSeq, a predicted model, not a curated record
AUGGCAAUCUUCAAGAAGAUGAGCCUGAAGACAGGCAACACAACCCGAACGCAAGCGUCGAAACUCACACUCCGACAAUCAAUCUAUCCCCUCUGCCUAGUAACAAUCCUCUUCUUCCUCUGGGGUUUCAGUUACGGCCUCCUCGACACCUUAAACAAACACUUCCAAAACACCCUUGGCAUCACGCGCGCUCGCAGCUCCGGCCUCCAAGCCGCCUACUUCGGCGCCUACCCCCUCGCCUCACUCGGCCACGCCAACUGGCUCUUGAGGCAUUACGGCUUCAAAGCCGUCUUCAUCUGGGGUCUCUGCCUCUACGGCGUCGGCGCCCUAGUCGCAUGGCCCUGCAUCCUGUACCGCUCCUUCGGCGGCUUUUGCGCUGCGAUCUUCAUUAUUGGAAAUGGGUUGGGGGCUCUGGAGACGGCGGCGAAUCCGUACAUUACGAUUUGUGGGCCGCCGAGGUAUGCUGAGAUGCGGAUAAAUGCUGCGCAGGCGUUUAAUGGGAUUGGCACGGUUAUUGCGCCGGUGUUGGGGAGUUAUGUGUUUUUUAAGGAUACGGGGGAUAGUACGGAGAGUUUGAGGAAUGUGCAGUGGGUUUAUUUGGCGAUUGCGUGUUUUGUGUUUUUGUUGGCGGUGGUGUUUUAUUUUUCGCCGAUACCUGAGAUUACGGAUGCGGAUAUGGAGUUUCAGGAUGAGGAAGCGAAUGCUGCUAGUGACCAGAGCUUUUGGAAGCAGUAUCGAUUGUUUCAUGCGGCUUUUGCUCAAUUCUGCUAUACCGGAGCACAAGUUGCCAUCGCAUCAUACUUCAUCAACUUCGCCACUGAGACUGGAAAGACUAGUGCAGUGGGCGCCCAGCUUCUGGCGGGUGCGCAGGGUGCUUUUGCCUUGGGGCGCUUCGCUGGAGUUGCCAUCAUGAAGUACUGCCGGCCAAGAUGGGUAUUCUUGGUGUACCUGAGCUUAUGCAUCGUCUUCAUCUCGCCCGCGAUCGGUCUGCACAACAACGCCGGCAUCGCGAUGCUGUACUUGACGCUCUUCUUCGAAAGUAUCUGCUUCCCAACAAUCGUAGCACUGGGCAUGCGAGGACUGGGCAAGCACUCCAAGCGUGGCUCCGGGUUCAUCGUUGCCGGUGUUAGUGGUGGAGCUGUGGUGCCUCCUGCACUCGGAGGAGCUGCAGAUGCAUCCAACACAGCAGCGGCUAUGUCUGUGCCAUUGGCUUUCUUCGCGCUGGCAUGGAGCUAUUGCUUCGCGGUGAACUUCAUCCCGGCUUAUAGAGAGCCGAUUGAUAUGCUGAAGGACUCAACAUUGGCGGUGGAAACUGCUACGAAGGAUGAUGAGAGUGGUAGUAAUGCUGAGCGGGAAAUUGGUGAGCCUGAGAAGGGUGCUGUCACGCGCGUUGAGGGGAACAGUGAGGAGAUACGGAAGGUAGAGUAG